GUGGCGCGUAGUCUGAAUAGAACGGCUUGCCGAAACGCACGUUCGCCGUUGUAGUGUACGCGUAUUUCGCGCAAUCUCGGCUUUCGUUUCCGACGAAUAUUUUUGUUAUCGCCGAUUUUUCCGUUUAAUAUUUUUUUUCAACCGAAUAGUUUUGUUUUCGUCGACACGAGUUCUCCUGACUGGGAUUUUUUUUAACGUUUACCUAUGCGCGCAGUAGUGUGCGACUAAAACGAAUCGAGAUAUUCAACACCAUAUUAAUUGUUAUCGUAUACACAUAAAUACACUCAAAAAUAUAAUUAUUAUAUUAUAUAUACACCACAAGUACACCGUACCCGUGUAUUGGGCAGAUGCAUGAAUAGCUGCCGAAUCGAUUUUGAAUAAUUUUAUCAAGAUUUAUUUUAAAAAUGGAUCCAUUUGACGAUGUUGGAUAUGGUGAACCCCAUAAUCACCUGCUUAAGAGACCACCUGUAGAUAUCGAAUUUUCAGAUUUGACUUACAGUGUACCACAAGGACGAAAUGGAUCAAAAAUUAUUCUUCGAAGUGUAAGCGGUUUGUUCAGAUCUGGUGAACUGACAGCAAUACUCGGACCAUCUGGUGCUGGAAAAAGUACAUUGAUAAAUGUAUUAGCUGGUUAUAGGUGUGGUGAUGCUCGAGGUUCCAUCAUGGUAAACAGUCGACCAAGAGAAAUGAAAUCAUUUCGAAAAAUGUGUCGUUACAUAAUGCAAGAGGACCUUUUGCAACCAGCGCUUACAGUAUUAGAGUCUAUGGAAAUAGCAUCUGAUUUAAAGCUUGGUUAUACAAUUUCUAAAGAAAGCAAACUUGACUCUAUUGAAAACAUUCUUCAAAUGCUUCGGCUAACUAAAUCAAAACAUACGCUCAUGGAGAAUUUAUCUGGCGGAGAAAGAAAACGAUUGUCCAUCGCUUUAGAGCUUGUUAACAAUCCUCCUGUAAUAUUUUUGGAUGAACCUACAACUGGUUUAGACGACUUAUCCAGUUCCCAAUGUGUGUCAUUACUUAAAGAUCUUGCUUAUGGCGGUAGAACAAUUAUAUGUUCCAUACACACACCCAGUGCAAAAUUAUUUGCAAUGUUUGAUCAUGUAUAUAUAGUUGCCGAAGGACAAUGUAUGUUUGCUGGAGUUGGCCAGGAUAUGGUUCCUUACCUAUCUACCAUAGGAAUCAAUUGCCCUAAACAUUACAACCCGGCGGACUUCAUGAUCGAAGUUUGUAGUAGAGAGUAUGGUGAUUAUUCGGAAAAAAUGUCAACGGCCGUAGACAACGGUAAAUGUUUGAGGUGGUUUAAGGAUAAUUCUGAAACAAGAAAGCCAAUUGUACGCCGAGCGUCACAGUAUGAUACGGUUUCCAAUCACCUGUACGAUUUUUCUAGUACAGGAUGGUCUCAAUUUAACGUGCUUCUCAGGCGAAUGAUGAUACAACACAAAAGAGACUACACAUAUUUAUUAUUCAAACUAUUCAUGUACACAUUUAUCGGCCUAGUAGUUGGUGGGAUGUUUUUUCAAUUUGGAAAUGACGCUUCUAUGACUAUUUUUAAUUAUGGUUUCAUAUUUAUUACCAUAAUCGUCUUUAUGUAUACACCACUCAUGCCAGUAUUGUUAAAAUUUCCUAAAGAAGUUCAGCUAUUAAAACGAGAAUACUUUAACCGAUGGUACGGACUGAACGCUUAUUUUUGUGCGCUCACGUGUUCACAACUCCCAAUGCAGUUAAUCCUAUCGUCAAUCUACAUAGCAAUAACCUACUUCUUAACUAAUCAACCAUUAGAAUGGGAACGAGGAAUUAAAUUUUCCGUCGUAUGUUUGAUGGUGUCCUUAUCAUCAGAGAGUAUGGCGUACGCAAUUUCCUCACAAUUCAACGUUACGAACAGCGUGUUCUUCGGACCGUGCGUGGCGUGCCCGAUGAUGCUGCUGGCGUCGUUCGGACUGGGCUACGAGGAGAACGAGAUACCCGGCAUCAUCAAGCUGGGCAUGAACUUCAGUUACCUGCGGCACGGCGUCGAGGCGCUCGUCAUGGCCGUGUACGGCAACGGCCGCGGCCGGCUGGAGUGUCCCAAGAGCGAGGACUACUGCGAUCUCCGGGACCCGUCGGCCCUGUUCAAGGCGGUCGGCAUGUCCGAAGUGACGUACUGGGGCUCGAUGAGCGCCCUGUGCGGCAUGUUCUUAGCGUUCAAGUUGGCGUCGUACGUGAUGCUCCGGCGGAGGCUCAGCACCAAACCGUCGCUGCUGCUCAAGCUCGGUUUCGUCGGCCGCUUCAUCAAAGCCAACUUUAACAUUCCUCGCUGA
Rhopalosiphum maidis (corn leaf aphid) is the source of this 2294-nucleotide messenger RNA. RefSeq names its product ATP-binding cassette sub-family G member 4-like. Lineage: Eukaryota; Metazoa; Arthropoda; Insecta; Hemiptera; Aphididae. Bases 405 to 2294 code for a protein of 629 amino acids. The transcript is spliced from 11 exons. The record is from RefSeq and is a predicted model, not a curated record. Gene Ontology annotation, molecular function: ABC-type transporter activity; ATP binding; ATP hydrolysis activity. Gene Ontology annotation, cellular component: plasma membrane.